GACUUCCUUGCUUAUAGAAAUAACCUACAUCCUUCUCAGCCUCUUCACAGUGACUUCCCUGGUAUGUAUGCACCUUCUACUACUGAAAGCUGCCAUCACUUCCUUCUGCAUAUGGUUUAGCAUCAGUUAAAGGUCCGAUGGUGGAAGGUGCGUGUUGUGCCUGCCUCUGCUACUUGCGGGCUGAAACGGAGAUAGGAAAUAGCAUGUGAAAGCUCGGUCCACUGCCAAGCACCAUCACUUCCCAUACCUUGUCAACCGUGUUCGUCGUACCUAUGACCUCAUUCGUUGGUGACCAACCUCACAAAGGUCCACACCACACCGCUGUCUUCUCCCAACUCCACUGCGUCCGUGUCGAAAAUGGCAGCUCAAAAGGUCUUCGGCAUCUGUGAGCUGGCAGAGCAGAUAUUCCUCGAACUCCCCACGAACGACCUCCUGCUUGUCCAACGUGUCUGCAAACCAUGGAAAACGACAGUCCAAUCAUCCUCGGUCUGUCGGAAAGCGUUGUUUCUUGAGCCAGGUCAAGCAUGCGACGUCAACCUUGAGGGAGGCACGCGAUGUGGAGAUGUGAGGUGCUGGAGUUGCGGUGCGCUAUUCGGAGCAUUGGACAAACGUGAUCGCGACAUUGCACUCAAUCCAAUGCUCGUGCACCAAAUCUAUCUCCAACCUCCUUUCAACUGCUCUCCAUUCGACGACCGUGUCCUCAACGCGAAGCUCCUUGAUGUUCCGAUGGACGCAUCUUGCCGACAGAUGUUCAUCACCCAGCCUCCAUUACCAUUCGCAACAAGCGCUAUCGCGACCUUGGACAAAUGCGCACGAGAGGAUAAGGAUAGACCGCUGAACUGCGCAGCGAAGAAAACCCAUCUUCGCAUCGUGUCGGGUUCAGAAGCAUCGCCGGGCGACUGCAGGGUGUUUGGAGGAGGUCAUAAGCUUGGAGAGAUUAUGGACAGUCUUCAAGAGAGCAUCAGGCCGACCGAGGAAAUCUGUCCACGCUCCUCGUAUUGGACAAUCGCCUGGACGGAAGAGGAGCCAGCGAACAAGACUUUGGGCAUCGAGGACGGCACGGGAAUGGCUUCGAAUUAG
Messenger RNA from Pseudocercospora fijiensis CIRAD86, 1080 nucleotides. RefSeq lists its product as uncharacterized. The coding region runs from base 358 to 1080 and encodes 240 amino acids. Gene Ontology annotation, molecular function: protein binding. Lineage: Eukaryota; Fungi; Ascomycota; Dothideomycetes; Mycosphaerellales; Mycosphaerellaceae. The record is from RefSeq and is a predicted model, not a curated record. The transcript has a single exon.